Molecule: messenger RNA, 1746 nt
Organism: Ooceraea biroi (clonal raider ant)
Lineage: Eukaryota; Metazoa; Arthropoda; Insecta; Hymenoptera; Formicidae
Gene: tll
Product: nuclear receptor subfamily 2 group E member tailless
Biological process (GO): regulation of DNA-templated transcription
Molecular function (GO): sequence-specific DNA binding; DNA-binding transcription factor activity; zinc ion binding
Source: RefSeq, a predicted model, not a curated record
ACUUGGUCUGGUCAGUGUUAGGGCUCCGUUGUGCUAACGGCGAAAGCAUGUCAUAAAUGCUGCAGGGCAACAAUCCCGAAAGUCGACACCCGGCUUUGAGAAAAACUACCUUUUGCUCGGACGCGCUACGAGCGCCCGACUAUUGCUCUGUUCUUCAGUUGCGCGAACCUGCAGUCGUUCGAUGACCGUUGUGGAGUGAUAAUCGCACGUAUCUUUUUCACAUCGGGUGUGUUGCCGUGGCAAAUUGAUAUUUCGCACGUGCGAUCCUGCGGUUGGAUCUACAAGUCAUCUCCGAAUUGUGCGGCGGCCACCGCGAGGGAUGCAGAAUCAGGAGCCACAGAUGCCGCCCAUGUCAUCGUCCAGGAUCUCGGCUUCGUCAAGCCGGAUUCUUUAUGAUAUCCCAUGCAAGGUUUGCCAGGAUCACUCCUCGGGUAAGCAUUACGGUAUAUUUGCGUGCGACGGAUGCGCGGGCUUCUUUAAGCGAUCAAUUAGACGGAAUCGUCAAUACGUGUGCAAAGCGAAGACCGAGGGCGCCUGCAUGGUGGACAAGACACAUCGGAAUCAGUGUCGAUCCUGUAGACUAGCGAAAUGUGUCGAAGUUGGCAUGAACAAAGAUGCUGUGCAACACGAACGAGGGCCAAGGAACUCAACAAUUCGCAGGCAAAUGGCUUUGUACUUCAAAGAACCCGAAGCGCUGGCCAGCAUGACGGUUCCAUCGCAAUCCACAAUUCUGAAUCUUGCACUACCGAAGAUAUCGGCCGAGACGCACGUGGCUGGACCGUCGCCCCAUUCUUCCAUCUCGCAUCCUAACUGCUGCUCGUUGACAAUGCCUAAGGUGUCGCCAACACCAGCAGGUCUGCCGGCGCUGCCGCGGUUGCCACCCUUGCCAUUCAUUACCCCGAUCACCCCGGAAGCCACGUGCGAGCAGGCAGCGAGAUUACUCUUCCUGAACGUGCACUGGACGCGUGAUCUGGCAGCGAGCACAGGCCUCGCGAUGGAGGAUCAGCUGGCGCUGCUCGUGUCCUCGUGGCGUGAUCUCUUCUUGUUGGCCACGGCGCAAAUGAUACCUAGCCUCGACCCCGCUGUUCUACUCUCGUCGAGGGGAAUGAGUUUGGCUGUCGAGGUAAACCGUUUCCGCGAGAUCAUCGCCAGCUUCCACAUGAUGCACCUGGACCAGCACGAGUACGCGUGCGUGCGGGCGAUGGUGCUGUUCAAUUCCGGCCUAGAGGGUGAAUCAGCGGCGACCGCCACGGUUGCCAGCCCCGCCAGCAAGCCAGGGCGACUCAAGGAAUUAGCCACCGUCGCCCAGCUCAGGGAUAGCGCGCAAUUGGCCCUGGGACAGCGGCUGAACGGAGAUGCUCUGAGGUUCGGCAAGCUGCUGCUGUUACUGCCCACACUGCGCACCGUAUCCGCGCGCGCUAUUGAGGAGUUAUUCUUCAAGAGGACCAUCGGCGAGAUCCCGAUCGAGAGGAUUAUGUGCGAUAUGUACAAGACUUAAAGUAUAAGACAUCUAAUUAACGUAAUAGUCGACGGGACGAUCAGGAUCGCGAGGUGUUUUAUGCUAUCAAUCGUCUAUUUCGCGUCCUUCUUCCGCUGCCUCCUUUUAAUCUGACAAGAGAAAUUAAAAUAUUAAUUUUAACGGUUAAUCUGCAGUAAAGAUACUGACGUAUCUGCAUGUAUAAACGCGCGAGGAGAGAAGAAUUUUUAUUAAACUUUUUAUUAAUUUUUAUUAAAUAAAAAGAAUUU